CCUGUCAAAAAAAUUGUACAAAAGACUCAUUAAAAAUAAUCUUUUUUAAUUUUUUAACAUACACAAGGCAUUAAACGAUAGAACAUGCUGAGAAAAAACGAAUUUUCUAGGAAUAUGAAAAAGGAGAACAAUAAAUUAAUUAAUACUGGCUAUACAUAAAUAAACAAAAAUAUCAAUUAUCUUGUACAAUUUCGCCUGUCAAAAGACUGUACAAAACGAACGUAAACAAAAACUAAAAUUGUACCACUUUACCAAAAUAGGAAAAAAAAGUCGUGACGAUGAGGUAACUGUAUCAAAUAAGUUUUUUUUUCUCGGUUUGCCGUCGCUGUAACGCGUUGGCAUCAUGUCGGAGACCGAAAGGGGCCGAAAACCGCACUACGUUAGGAGGAACCCCCCUAGUAGGCCCCCGCCGGGGGUCCAAAAGGCGAUGCAGAACUUCGGGGUCAGGGAUUUAAGAGAAAUUUUAGAUAAAAAGCAUCAGGAUCAAGGGGGCGAAAUACCACAGAACGAGAAAAAAAAAAUGCCUCCUCCAGACCCAUCAUACAAUUAUCUAAAAGACCCAGCAAGGGACCGACCGAGCUCUCCUCCCCAUAAACGAGAACCCAAAAAACAACCUCAACAAUUUUAUCAAAAUCCGAAACUGCACCGAUCCAAGACUGAUCCUAACAUCAAAAAUGACAAUUCAACAGAACCCUCAGAAAAAGAUACAUCAGAAACCGUGACAAAAAAGAAAGAAAUUCGAUUUUCUGACAACCCGAAACCUUUUGAGCGGGAACAACAGAAUUACAACAGGGGCAGGGGCAGUUUUAGGAGUAGAGGUCGCCCAAGGAGGAGCAACGAGGAUAAAGUGGAACAGAUUGAAAAAAUCGAGAAUCCUGUCAAUAUUAAGAUUGAACUGAGCACUGAAACUGGAAGGAGGAGUUAUGUGUUGGAUGACUCUACUAAAAUUGCUGACAUCAAACAUGUUCCAGACAACUCCCCAUCGGCUCGGCCAUCUAGAGGCACCAGGGGUCACUUUAGGGGCCGUGGAAGAGGCAGGGGCAGACCAUUUAGGGGCAGAGGCAGCUAUAAUAAAGGGGAAAAGCCUCGAAAUUCAGAAAGUGAUCAGAAAACUGAUGAACAGGAACACGAUAGUACUGAACAAGUAGAUAAUGAAGGAAAUGAGGGUGAAGUGGAAAAACCAAACGAUGCAACGUUUGAUCCGAGUUUAGCCGAAACAAUCACGAUCACUUCGUCAAACUUCGAGGAUGGUGAAGUAAAACGUUCGGUCGAUAUUAUGGAAAAUGGUGCUAAUUAGGUGAUAAGGCGAGUUAUUUUUUCGUGCGUUUUUUUGCUGUGCUUUUUCUUGUGAUCUUUUGCUUUUUAUUUAAUUUAAGCAAAUAUUUUAUUUGUUGGCUCACUUCACUUUUUUUUGUCGGUACAAAAAGAACCGUGUAAGGCGAGCAUAUUAUUUAUAUAUUAUAUAAUUUAUUUAUUUAUUUAUUCAUUGUUGUGGCGUAAAGGGAGAAAAAAAAUCAACGAAAAAAAAGCAAUAAAAUUGUUCAAAACCAAAUAUAUUUUAUAUUGUGACUUAACGAAUUAAUAAUAAUAAUAAUAAUAUAUAUAAACAUUGUAUACAUAAAAAAUUAUAUAAAUAUUUUUCUACUAACUUAUAAAGAUACAUUAUACACCAUAUUAUAUGUAUAUCACGAAAAUAAAAUAAAAUUGUAU
Messenger RNA from Anthonomus grandis grandis, 1710 nucleotides. RefSeq names its product zinc finger CCCH domain-containing protein 4-like. Bases 344 to 1297 code for a protein of 317 amino acids. The transcript is spliced from 3 exons. NCBI's taxonomy places the organism in Eukaryota, Metazoa, Arthropoda, Insecta, Coleoptera, Curculionidae. The record is from RefSeq and is a predicted model, not a curated record.